Molecule: messenger RNA, 2090 nt
Organism: Centruroides sculpturatus (bark scorpion)
Lineage: Eukaryota; Metazoa; Arthropoda; Arachnida; Scorpiones; Buthidae
Product: probable 28S rRNA (cytosine(4447)-C(5))-methyltransferase
Exons: 18
Biological process (GO): maturation of LSU-rRNA; rRNA base methylation
Cellular component (GO): nucleolus
Molecular function (GO): RNA binding; rRNA (cytosine-C5-)-methyltransferase activity
Source: RefSeq, a predicted model, not a curated record
UGUCGUGAAUUUUAUCCACGUGCGUUGUUCAUGUUUUAAGAUUUUAGUGUUUUUAUUUUAAAAUGGGAAGAAAAGGGGAAUUUCAUUUAAAAACUAAAAAGGGUCCCGGUAGGAAAGCAAAGAAACAGAAACCUCCUUCUUUUCCUACAUUUAAUAAAGAUGAUGAUUCUGUACAGAAAAGGAAGAAGAAGAAAAGAUUAAAUGAGGAAAGUGAAUUGGAACAGACCAAAACUAAGAAAAAUGUGAGAUUUAAUAUUACAGAAAAUCAAACAUAUGAAGUACCAAAAAUAGAUCAAACAAUGAAAAAUGAAGUUGUUAAGAAGAAAAAAUUAAAGAAGAAAAAGAAAAAGGGAAAAGCUGUUAAAGAAAGUGAAAUACAGUUUUCAGAUUCUGAUGAUUCUGUUUUAGAAGAUGAAUUUGAGGGAGAAGAAUGUAAAGAGGAACAAUCAGAAUUACAUGAUGAUGAUGAUGAUGAUGAUGAAAAGUGUAGAGAUGAUGAAGAAGAAGAAAAAUUGAAUGAAAAUUCUGAUGAUGAAUUAUUAACAAACAUUUCUGAGAAGAAAAAGUUUGUUCUUCCAAGUGGUCAAGAACUUGAAAUAGAAAAAUCCCAACCUCCAGAUCUAGUUAUUAUCAAUCAAAGAAUUAAAGAUAUAAUAGGUAUUGUUAGUAAUUUUGCCACCCGUCGUGAAGAGAACAGGUAUAUUAUAAUAUAUGUAAAUAAAAGCCAGACAAUUGCUUGUAAAUUUAAAAAUUUUAUUAAUUUUAUAUAAUAUUUCAAAGUAUAANUAUUUUUAUUUAUUUAGUUAUUAGAAGUUUUGGAGGCAAAUGAAGUUCAGAGGCCUGUUACUAUUAGAACAAAUACAUUAAAAACCAGAAGGCGGGAUCUUGCUCAAGCUUUAAUAAAUCGAGGAGUAAAUUUAGAUCCAGUUGGAAAAUGGACUAAAGUCGGAUUAGUUAUUUAUGAUUCCCAAGUUCCAAUAGGUGCAACGCCAGAAUAUUUAGCUGGCCAUUACAUAUUACAAGGUGCAGCUUCACUUCUUCCUGUAAUGGCACUUGCACCACAAGAGAAUGAAAGAGUUUUGGAUUUAUGUGCAGCACCAGGUGGAAAAACAACACACAUUGCUGCUGUAAUGAAAAACACUGGGGUUAUAUUUGCAAAUGAUGUUCAUAAAGAUAGAGCAAAAGCUAUUGUUGGUAAUUUACAUCGAUUAGGUAUCACCAAUUGCAUUGUUAGUUGUUAUGAUGGCAGGCAGUUUCCUAAGGUGAUGAUGGGAUUUGAUCGUGUUUUACUAGAUGCUCCUUGCAGUGGUACUGGUGUUACCUCUAAAGAUCCAGAAGUGAAAUUAAAUAAAGAUCAGAAAAAUAUAUUGCGUUGUUCUCAUAUACAGAAAGAAUUGAUUUUGGCAGCAAUAGAUUGCUUAGAUGCUAAUUCAAAAUCUGGAGGUUAUUUAGUUUAUUCAACUUGCUCUAUUUUGCCAGAAGAAAAUGAAGCCGUUAUUGACUAUGCUUUAAAAAGAAGAAAUGUGAAAUUAGUUCCGACUGGUUUAGAUUUUGGCGAAGAAGGUCUUUCAAAGUAUCGAGAAUAUAGAUUCCAUCCUUCAUUAAAACUGACCAGAAAGUACAGUCCUCAUGUUCACAAUAUGGAUGGUUUUUUUGUUGCAAAAUUAAAGAAAUUUUCAAAUGUUAUUCCUAAAACAGCAGAAGAGAAUGAUACAAACAAAGCGAUGACAGACAAACCAAAAGAAACUGAAGAAGCAACUCAAAAUCAAUCGAAAAAGACAAAAGGUGUAAAACGCAAGAAAAUCAAAGAAAAUUCUGCCGAAAGUGAAGAUUUGGAAGAAGAAACCGAAGAGGCAGAAGAUCAUUCCGUUAAACCGUUCGGCGGCAUAAAAAAGAAAAAAUCGAAAUGGCUAAAAAAUAAGAAAGCAAAGAAAGCCAAUUCCUUCAAAUGAGUAAAUGGAAAGCGUUAAUGUACAUAAUCCAUUUGAAUGAAAUAAAAAUCUUCACACUCUUAUUUAAUCAAUGCAUUUGUAAAAAUUAAUCUUUAUUAGAUAAUUCAUAGCUUUAUUUAACAAGGACAGGCUGAUGGU